UUGAUGCUGGCCCUGCUGUCGGUGACUCUGAGUCACGGCGCCAGGAUCCUCGGCGUGUUCCCUUUCCCAGGAAGGAGCCAUCUCAUGGUACAUAAGCCACUGAUGUUGGAGUUAGCCAGGCGUGGUCACGAGAUUACAAUGGUCAGUGGUUUUCCGGAAAGCAAGCCGAUCCCUAACUACACAGACAUCGAAGUAAAAACAACUUUUGAAAUUCUAAUAGGAGACAUUGUUCCACCAAACAUGUUCGAUAUGAAGACAAUGGGGACCGUGCAACAAACAGUAAUGUUGUGGUAUUUCGGCGAAGCAUUGUGUGAUCACGUACUGCAAGAAGAAAACAUUCAGAAACUGAUACAUUCUAGAGAUCUGCAUUUCGAUCUUGUGUUGGUUGAAGCCUUCUCAAUGGAAUGUUUCUUGGGAUUUGCCCAUAAAUUCAAUGCUCCCAUUAUACAGAUUUGUCCCUACGGAGGUGCAAAUUUCAUGGGAGACUGGGUAGGAA
Molecule: messenger RNA, 496 nt
Organism: Cryptotermes secundus
Lineage: Eukaryota; Metazoa; Arthropoda; Insecta; Blattodea; Kalotermitidae
Exons: 2
Source: RefSeq, a predicted model, not a curated record